AUGGAAUCAGAGGAAGAGAAUGGCUUCACGCUGCUGGCCAAGGAACAGCAGCGUCUGCUGGGCUUGGCAGUUGCGCAGCACGCAGUGUUGGAGGAAGCUAUCCAGGAGGCCUUCCAGCGCCUGUCGGUUCCCGGCACUUGUGGCGACGCCCAAGCUGCUUCGGACCAGUUGCAGACACCUCUUGCGGCAGGGAUCAAGCUCGCGGUGACCUCUUCGCGUCAGCCGUCCUCGGUGCAGCUCCGUGCUCCCGAAGCACUACCGGAGGAGGCUCCGGAAAAGCUGGAGGUUUUCCAGCGCUCCCCUUCGAUCUCCGAGGGCUCCGAGGUUUCGGAGGAGUUUGUGCCGCCGGUCUCCGUGGGCCGAGUCUCGACCAACUCUGCGCCUGGCAUGGGAAGCACCAACGUCCGCGCAGCCGCUGCCUUUGCCAUCUCCGAGACUCCUCAGACCUGGUGCGACCAGAUCCGAGGUCGGAUAGUCACACUACUCGACUACCUCGUGGGGCCCCUCGUGUUUCUGAACUCCCUGGUGCUGCUCCUUGAGCUUCAGAUCGAGGGCGGCAUAGCAGGCGCCAGCAUCGGCAUGGAUCCGGCGCCGACAUGGUCGGACUGGGCACCGGCUCUCCGAACCACCGAUAGCGUCUUCGUUUUCGUCUUUGCCGUGGAGCUUAUCAUCCGAGUUUUGCUCGAUCGAAGGGGCUUCGUGAGGGACGUGGCCAACUGGUUCGAUGGCUUCAUCGUGGUAGCGGGUCUCGCGAACCUGCUCAUUGCCGCCCCUAUGCUCAGCAGUGGCGGAGACCAGGACCAGUCCCUCAUGCGGCUGGUGCGUGUCAUUAAGUCGCUCCGGUCGCUGCGCAUGCUUAGAAGUUUCAGAUUUGUGCGGGGCCUCCGCUUACUCGUCAUGGCCUGUCAGUGCUUCCUCCCCUCUCUCUGCUGGUCUAUGGUGCUGCUGGGGAUUUUCAUGUCCAUGGGCGGACUGGCCUUGGGCAACCUCUUGAUGGAGUUUGUGAUGGAUGAUGCGGCGAGUCUCGAAGACAG
This is a messenger RNA of Symbiodinium sp. CCMP2456, 1034 nucleotides long. Lineage: Eukaryota; Dinophyceae; Suessiales; Symbiodiniaceae. The record is from the annotation of a GenBank genome assembly.